UGUCCAAAACCCAUUGCGUGUGUAUCUUCUUAGCCGUGACGAAGUAGGCUCUCUCUUCUUCUAUAAAUCAAACCCCCAAAACAUUUUGUUUCCACCAUUGUUGUUCUCUUUUCUUUCUCAUCAGGCUUUUGCAGUCCAUAAAAAGACCCUUCAAGAUGCAGAUCUUCGUUAAGACCCUCACCGGAAAGACUAUCACUCUCGAGGUCGAGAGCAGUGACACCAUCGAUAACGUCAAAGCCAAAAUCCAAGACAAAGAAGGAAUCCCACCUGACCAGCAGCGUCUCAUCUUCGCCGGGAAGCAGCUUGAGGACGGCCGUACCUUGGCUGACUAUAAUAUCCAAAAGGAGUCCACCCUUCACCUCGUUCUCCGUCUCCGUGGUGGCAUGCAGAUCUUCGUGAAAACCUUGACCGGCAAGACUAUUACUCUCGAAGUCGAGAGCAGCGACACCAUCGACAAUGUCAAGGCUAAGAUUCAGGAUAAGGAAGGAAUUCCUCCAGACCAACAAAGGCUCAUCUUUGCUGGGAAGCAGCUCGAGGACGGUCGCACCUUGGCCGAUUAUAAUAUUCAGAAGGAGUCUACCCUUCAUCUUGUGCUUCGUCUGCGUGGAGGGAUGCAAAUUUUCGUUAAGACGUUGACUGGGAAAACUAUUACCUUGGAGGUGGAGAGCAGCGACACCAUUGAUAACGUCAAGGCAAAAAUUCAGGACAAGGAGGGAAUCCCACCAGACCAGCAGAGGCUGAUCUUCGCCGGAAAGCAGCUGGAAGAUGGCCGGACUUUGGCUGAUUACAAUAUUCAGAAGGAAUCCACUCUCCACCUUGUGCUCAGGCUUCGCGGGGGAAUGCAGAUUUUCGUCAAGACCUUGACUGGGAAGACCAUCACUUUGGAGGUGGAGAGCAGCGACACUAUUGAUAAUGUGAAGGCGAAGAUCCAGGAUAAGGAGGGUAUUCCUCCGGAUCAGCAGAGGCUCAUCUUUGCUGGUAAGCAGCUGGAGGACGGAAGGACUCUGGCUGAUUAUAACAUCCAGAAAGAAUCGACCCUUCACCUUGUCCUGCGCCUGCGUGGUGGUUUCUGAGUGGGGGAAUGGAAUUCCUAUGGUCUAUCUUUCUAAAGAUUAUGUAUUUGUGAUUUCUGAGAGAGACUAAUGGCUCUCUCUUCUUUUAAGAUUGUGAUGUGUGAUUGGCCUCUUCAAGGCCAAGACGAGUAAAUGUUUGUUUUCUUAUCUAUUAUUAAAUAAAAAUUUAUAUAUUACUGUUUUAUUCA
This is a messenger RNA of Hevea brasiliensis (rubber tree), 1261 nucleotides long. Its product is annotated as polyubiquitin. The record is from RefSeq and is a predicted model, not a curated record. Gene Ontology annotation, molecular function: ubiquitin protein ligase binding; protein tag activity. The transcript has 2 exons. Lineage: Eukaryota; Viridiplantae; Streptophyta; Magnoliopsida; Malpighiales; Euphorbiaceae. Gene Ontology annotation, cellular component: cytoplasm; nucleus. Gene Ontology annotation, biological process: protein ubiquitination; modification-dependent protein catabolic process. The coding region runs from base 156 to 1073 and encodes 305 amino acids.